This is a messenger RNA of Ruditapes philippinarum (Manila clam), 1848 nucleotides long. RefSeq lists its product as uncharacterized. The record is from RefSeq and is a predicted model, not a curated record. Bases 100 to 1794 code for a protein of 564 amino acids. Lineage: Eukaryota; Metazoa; Mollusca; Bivalvia; Venerida; Veneridae. The transcript has 5 exons.
GCAUCAACAAUAUUAAUUGAAUACUCUGUGAAAACUUACGACUGAUGAAAACAGUGUUUUACAAAUUCUAAGAGGCCUAGGCUGUACAAAAAAAUCAACAUGUCUGACAAUCUCACUGACAGAACGUAUUUUCUGCAAACAAUUUCGAUGUACAAAGAACUUGUGAGAGAUGUCAUUCUAAAGACCUUUCAGUUCGUGAUACAUUGCCAAGACAUUUCAAAAUUUUUAUGUUCACCUGAAACUAGAAUAAAACUUCAGGAGUUAAUAAGAAAUAAAGUUUUUAACAAACCUGAUUCUAACAAACUGCAGGAACUUAAUCCGAAUCCAGACAAGUUUGAUAUUGCUUUAUUGAUUAAACUUAUUAAAUACCUUGGUGAAAUUGAUGUUCCAGAACGCGGAUGGAGAAAAGACCCCAAUCCCAAAGACGAAUCGAUAGGAGCUGACCUUAUUAGGUUAAACGAUAUUAGAAAUAAGUUGCUAGCGCAUGAUCCAAAUAAGGCUAUGUUAGCUAAAGAUGAAUGCGAAAGAGUAUUUGCGAAAGUACAAGCAAUUUUAAAUAGAAUUCUUGCAAAGGUUGACCCAGAGUCAAAGGAAAUUUUGUAUGAGAGACUUUUAGAGUACAAACAACUAAACGUGGUUACCAAAAAGUCUGAAAUACAACAAUACAUUGAAGAACUCUCUGCUGUUUACGAAGCAAAUGAAAAAUGUAAGAAAGAGGUUGUGGAAUUGGAGAAAACUGCCAAAGAACUGAAGCUGUACUUCGAGAAAAAUCCUGAGUUGUAUGUUAGAUACGUUAAACUGCUUUUCGAAGGGGGGCGUGUUGUUUUACAUGGAUUUCUCGAAAAAGAGGUUGCCAAGGUUGAAAAGGAUUUGAAAACUCUUUUGUUUGAGAAAAGAUCUACUUUGAUGGCACAUGUCGAUAGCAUAUUUCACGAAAGCAUGUUUGGAGGAGACUUCAACUGCGAAUUAGACCCUUCCAGUUGGGACAUAGAUCUUCUUGCAUCCGUUAUUCUUAUUCUUUCUCCAAACCUAUGUGACGACGAUGCCGGUAACAUAAGGUUAAUAAAGAGUGCACGACUACAAUACUUAGAGCAUGCAUUGAUUUCUAUAGACAGUAAUCACUUCAUACCAUAUUGGACUGACUUGGUCAGUAGUUUGACAAGCUUAUCAGUGUCGCUUGAAAGAGGAAAGAAAGCUCAAGUCAAAGUUCUUAUUGAUCGAUAUAAAAAGAAAUCCGAUGAAGAUGAAGAUGCUGAUCGGUAUUUAAGAGAAUUGAAUAGUAAUCGGAUUACCACCAAAACUCUGAAGGACUUUUAUAAAGAGACCAUUGCACGAUUAGUAAAGUAUUUGGGAGAAUUAGAAGAGACUGGACUCAAAGUCAAAAAAGAAUAUUUAAAUAUUGACCUCAAACUAACGGUUGACUGCAAAAACAAAAGGUCAAGAGAAGCGGCAGAAGAUGUUUUAGAGGAGCAUUUCAAAGCCUCCCUGUCGAAAUCUGGAAACCCGGUGAAUUGCAUCCGGAAGGAAACCGACAGCUUAUUCAAUAAAAUAACUGAAAAUCCAACUGUUACAGUCAUCGGUGUGAAAAGAGGCUGUAUCAUUCUUUCAUUAAGAACCUCAACUAUUCAUGGACUUUUGUAUGUCAUACAACUGUUUGAAGGUCAACAAUUUCGAUCUAUUCUGGAUAGUUUAUCAGCCGAGUUGUAUUAUCUUUAUGGAGAAGCGUUUUUAUUGCAAGGGCAUAUUCCUUUAGAAUGUCUUAACAGAAUUCUUCAACAGUUCAAGUGUAAGUGAUAAAUAAACACACAUGAUACACAUACUUUUCAGUACGUAAUAAGUUUUCGUUAC